AGCACUGGGGCCGAAGGGACGUGGGACACAGCCUGGGAUGGAGACCGGCAAGGGGACUGCAGGGUCUGGCUCCCUGGGGAUGCAAGCAGGGACACAGGGGGAACCAGCGACCCCUGUGAAGUUGUCAGGCGCUCCCUCUGAUCACACGAGGUCUAUUGGUGCCGGCGCCACCACCCCGGGGAUGCAGCCAGGAUCACGGGGCACCCAGGCCACCACCCGCCUGGGGACACAGCCAGGGGCCCCUGACACCCAGGCCAGCACCUCGGGGAUGCAGCCAGGAUCCCCUGGGACCCACACCACCACCCCUGGGGUGCAGCCUGCGUCCUCCAGAUCCCAAGCCACCAUUCCAGGCGAUGCCCAAGAGCCGGCCAAGCCCUGGGGCUCCACCAGCACCUCCAGCUACGAGUCGGAGAUGCGGGAGGUUCUCUCACAGGUUGGGCAGCUCGGCAACGUCUACGCUGGUCUGAAGGAGGAGGUGGAACAGCUUAAAUCUACAAAAGCAGAACGUGCAGAUCUUGAGAACGUGCGCCAGCUUUUCCCGAAGGGAGGCCGGCAGAGCAUCACCAGCAUCCUGGCCGACCUCAAGUGCCAGAUGUCCUUCCUACAAGACAUGGCCAGGGCCCUCCGCGGGGAGGAGGAGAAGGUGAGCCGGCAGCAGUCCCCGAGGGGCUGCGGGGAUGCCAGUUUGGGCAGGGAGGGGGCAGCGAAAGGGUCCCCGUGCCGGAAUGACACAGGGGGCUGUGCCCUCACCGCCCCCACUGCCGUUCCCAGAUCAGCAAGGUGGAGGAUGCUCCCAGAAAGAUGAGGGGGGCUGGAGCCGGCAGAAAAGCAGACGGCAGCGGCCAGAUGACCCGACAGCCGCGGUAAAAUGAUGGGAGAGGGUUUCCUACCCCGCAGGGCUGCGAGGGAGCCUGGGGUCUGGGAGCAUCCCAGUUUGGGGGCCGAGGGACACCCCCACGAAGGCUAAGCCUGCCCCUGCCCCCGUCUCGCUGGCCAGGCCCAAGGGACAGAAGGUCAAGGCAGAGCGCAAGGAGCUGGGGAAGCAGCAGGAGCCGACCCAGGCCGAGCUGGAGCAGUUUGCGGCUGAGUACGUGAAUAACUUGGUGAUGGAGGCAGCGCAGCAGCUGCAGGCAGAGGUGAGGCCCGGGGGCAGCGCUCCCAGCCCCCGCUGGCUAGGGAGGGUCCUGGCGGGGUCCCGGCCACGUCCCCUGGCUGGAUGGGGCCAUGGAGCCUCCACGGCACCUGGGCUUG
Molecule: messenger RNA, 1251 nt
Organism: Columba livia (rock pigeon)
Lineage: Eukaryota; Metazoa; Chordata; Aves; Columbiformes; Columbidae
Exons: 2
Coding region: 38-805 (255 amino acids)
Source: RefSeq, a predicted model, not a curated record